AUGCCAACACUGUCUGAACAGCUCCAUAAACUCUGCCAUGCCAAAUGUUUCUCACUUGUUGAUGUCAGAGAAGGCUUUCUACACGUACCACUUGAUGAAGAAUCGUCACUGAUGACGACAAUGCACACGUCUUAUGGGAGAUACCGAUGGCUCCGCCUCCCAUUUGGCAUAUCAAGCGCUCCUGAGGAAUUUCAAAAGCGCCUCAUGUCAGCUCUAGAGGGUCUUGAUGGAGUAUUAUGCAUCGCCGAUGAUAUACUUGUGUUCGGAGAAGGAACAACCUACCAAGAAGCUGAGAAAGACCACGACCGCCGUCUUGUCGCACUUAUGGAGCGCUGCUCCAAAAAGAACAUAAAAUUAAACCAGAGCAAACUGCAGUUCAAGCUACAACAAGUCAAAUUCAUGGGCAACGUCAUAACUGAUCGAGGAAUGCAAGCAGACCCAGACAAGAUAGCAGCAAUCUCAGCAAUGGCCCCACCCCGAAACAAAGCAGGUGUUCAGCGAUUCGUGGGAAUGGCCAACUAUCUCUCACCCUAUUGUCCAAACCUCAGCACCAUCAUCCGGCCUCUCACCCAACUCACCAAGUCAGAUAUCCUCUUUAUGUGGGCACAAGCACAAGAUGACGCAUUUAACAAAGCCAAACACCUCAUCUCCACUGCACCAGUGCUCCAAUACUAUGACCUCAGUAAACCGGUCACACUUCAAGUCGACGCUAGUGAAGAAGGCGUGGGCGGUGCCCUCCUUCAGCCCAAUAGUGAAGGACGCCUCCAACCCGUAGCAUACACAUCAAACAGCCUCAACGCAACAGAACAACGAUACUCCCAAAUCGAAAAAGAGUGCUUGGCCAUUUGUAACGCAUUUGGAAAAUUUGACCACUGGCUCUAUGGCAAAUCAGAUAUCGAAGUUCACACCGACCACCAGCCACUUGAGACCAUCUGCAAAAAACCUCUGCACAAAGCCCCAGCACGGCUACAGAAAAUGCUAAUGAGACUGCAGAGAUACCGCUUCACCAUCCAAUACAAGAAAGGAACCUCACUCUACCUGGCAGACACUCUCUCAAGAGCAGCACUACCUACCCCAGUACAUGCCAGGGUCACAGGCUUUGAAGUAUUCAGGACUGAACUCACAGAGGAAUCCGAUACCCACAACCCCCGCCUCACAGAAACCACCGAAUCUCGCCUACGCGACGAGACCAAAAAGGAUGAACACCUCUCCAAGUUAAUGGCCACAAUCGCCCAAGGCUGGCCGGAUGACAGAAAGCAGCUACCACAACCACUACGAGCAUACUGGACCUACAGAGACGAGCUAACCACUGACAAUGGCCUCAUCUACAAAGGCGCCCAAGUUAUGAUACCGCAGUCCAUGCAAGCUGAGAUGCUGCUGAAAAUCCAUGCAAACCACUUUGGUCCUGACUCAAAUGUACGCAUGGCACGAGACGUACUAUUCUGGCCCGGGAUGAGACAAGCAGUGUUUGAUAUGUGCAACAACUGCAGUACCUGCGCACAGUAUGGAUCAAAGUCAACAAAGGAACCUAUGCGAUCACUUCCGAUUCCAACACUACCAUGGCAGAUCAUCAGCCAAGACAUCUUCCAGUACAGACAGAAAGCCUACCUUGUAACAGUGUGCCAUUUUUCUGACUGGAUCGAAGUGGAUGAACUUGACGACACUUUGGCAACAUCAGUCAUUAACAAAACCAAAGCUCAUUUCGCCAGGUUUGGCGUUCCACGUAUCUGCCACACAGACAACGGACCACAAUUCACCAGUAAGGAUUACAUGGACUUUGCCUCUCAGUACGGGUUCAAACAUACCACCUCAAGUCCCUAUCACUCCCAGGGCAACGGCCGAGCCGAGGCAGCAGUGAAAGUAUCGAAGUCUAUGCUAAAGAAAUCAGAUGACUUCCAAAUCGCCUUGCUCAAUUACAGAAACACACCACCAAAAGACCACACCUACUCUCCUGCCCAACGCAUGGUGAGCCGCCGGACACGAACGACGCUCCCAACAGCUGACCACCUUCUCGAGCCCAUGUCAAUCAACCGUGACACUGUAUCAGCAGAACUCAAGGCCAAACGCAACACCAGUAAAGCUCACUAUGACAAGACUGCGGGCCCAGAGCAGAAUAGCAUCAACAUUGGUGAAUUUGUGUAUGCACGACCACCGACAAGCAAACCAGGCAACCCUUGGGCAUAUGGCCGUGUCACCGGACAACGCCACUCAAGAUCUUACACCAUACAAACGCCCCACAGUACCAUUCGACGAAAUCGGAUACACAUCAGGCAUGCAGUACCUCCUCCUCCCCAAACACCACCGUGCACCCCACCCACGCUCACGCCUAGACCAGGCCACAGCCUUGCAAAUCACUACAAUCGUCUAGGAUCAGAGCUGAAUAUGCCCACUAAUCAGCCUACACAGCAACCACCUCCCUCAUUGGACAAAAGUAACAGCGGCCCAGUUCUCGACACCCCUUCCCCUCCACAACCACAAGAACCAAGCACACCAGCCACGGGCCCAAGUGAGCUGCCUAUCGACACACCCCUUGCUACAAUUCAAGAACAGCCAAGGGAUCACCAACCCGAAAUGAGAACACGCACAAGACUCAUCAAACCACCAACUCGGUUCAAAGACUUUGAACUCAAGUAA
Messenger RNA from Pocillopora verrucosa, 2634 nucleotides. The record is from RefSeq and is a predicted model, not a curated record. NCBI's taxonomy places the organism in Eukaryota, Metazoa, Cnidaria, Anthozoa, Scleractinia, Pocilloporidae.